Rhinichthys klamathensis goyatoka is the source of this 2598-nucleotide messenger RNA. It is a transcript of the gene snx11, whose product is annotated as sorting nexin 11. Gene Ontology annotation, molecular function: phosphatidylinositol binding. The record is from RefSeq and is a predicted model, not a curated record. The coding region runs from base 264 to 2012 and encodes 582 amino acids. NCBI's taxonomy places the organism in Eukaryota, Metazoa, Chordata, Actinopteri, Cypriniformes, Leuciscidae. Gene Ontology annotation, biological process: intracellular protein transport. The transcript is spliced from 7 exons.
CAAAAGGUUAUCGAGUUAAAAUCCAAUACAUUAAUGCCAAAGUAUUCCUCUUAACAGGACUGCUAACAUUAACAUGUUCAGUUUUAACGCAUUUAAGUUACCCUGUAAUCAUGGGUAAAUCACAUUAUUGACCACAAAGCUGACGAAUAGUCAUGAUUAAUGGGGUUUUAGAGGAAGAGGAGGGGCAGAUGAUUCAUCGCUAGGGUUAAAAGAGCGAGUCAGGAGAUGUGUGUCCCCUAGAUACUCAAAAUCAACAAUUUGUGAUGUUUUGGAGAGUAGACAGUAACGUUACCAGGUCUGAGGAAUCUGUUGAUUUCUCCCUUUAUGGAUUUAUGAAGAUAUUUGCUCUCCUCAAAUUAUGGAAAACCAAAGACAAAAUAAUAUGUCAAUGGUGCCAUGUUACGUCUGGUAGGAUGAUCAAAAGUCAAGAGCAAGAUGAAUUCAUUGCAGUGAGAGUUCAGGAUCCUCGUGUUCAGAACGAAGGGUCGUGGAACUCAUUUGUGGACUUCAAAAUUUUCCUUCAUACAAACAGUAAAGCAUUCACUGCCAAAACAUCCUGUGUGAGGCGGCGAUACAGCGAGUUUGUGUGGUUGAAGAAAAAGCUGCAAAAGAACGCUGGUCUGGUGCCUGUUCCUGAUCUUCCCAAAAAGUCUUUCUUCUCGUUUAUUACCGAUGACUUCAUUGAAAGAAGGAGAAAGGGUCUUCAGAGCUUCUUGGAUAAGGUGCUGCACAUGACAGUAUGCCUGUCAGAUAGCCAACUCCAUCUUUUCCUGCAGACUCAGCUUCCUGUCAAGCACAUUGAGGACUGUGUGCAGGGUCACACCCCUUACACUGUGACAGAGGCCAUUCUGAAUUAUGCUUCCUCCAACCUCGGCUGGGUCCAGGAGGAAGGGGCCGGGGCCCAAGAAUUAUGGCCCACCCCUGUUCCAUACGAAUCUGUAGAGAGUCCUGCUCCUCACCUCCCUUCAUUACAAAGUCCAGGAGCCACAUUCAAUGGACCUCCAAAUGAACUUGCAGACGUUUCAGACUCCGAGUGCGGACUGAGUGACGCAGAUCAGACUGCACAUGACCUGAAGCAGAUUAUUGACCAUGAACAGCUGCCUCAAGAGGGAGAGAAUUGCAUUAAACUAGUAGUUGAAAUCCACCCGAAUCUUGUUGGUUCUGUAGAGACUGAGGAAGAGGGUGGAAACAUUGGAUCAAAUAAGGUCACCAAAGAUCUACAAAGGUAUGAUUGUGAAUAUCCUGCUCCACAGACAGAUGGACACCUUGAAAAUGAGCCUCUGCAAGGAGAUACAAGCAAUGAAGAAGAUCUUGAUCAAGAAACGUCUGUUGGCGAAGAUGUUGUUGACAUAACCUCAGUAGAUGGAGUCAUUGAGGAAAGGACUCUAGGUGAUAUCAAUGAAGCGAAGAAGGGAGGUCAAGACGCUGGACUUGAACAGGACAGCACUGUGAGACAAACCCCUAAAGAGGACCUUUAUGAAGAAGAUCCAAGAGUAAGGAUCCAUAAUAACGAAGUAACUCUGGAUCUCAGUGCUGUCAAGGAAGACAAUGCUAAGCAUCACAGAGAGAAUGUACUUGAAAGCGCAGCUACAACUGUAGAUGUUGCACACCAUGAUGCUUUUGAGGAGAACAUGCCAAAUACUAAAGAUCAUGAUAAAGCAGAAUUAACAGCGAACCAUAUGGUCCAAGAGAAUGGAGUCAGUGAUGAAGACUACAGCGAAGAUGCUGCGAUCCAGGAAGAGGCCAUGAAUGCAAAUGUGGAGCAUAUAGGUGAGGUGAACAAGCUCAAUGCAAAAUGUCAUCAGCCCGGGAGUGGCAUUUUGAUACUUGAGGGAAUUGAGGAAGCAGUGAGUACACAAACCGACCCCGUGACAGAGACUGUCAGCAACCUUGAUGCAAAUACUGCUGAUGUCAACAAGCUUGUUUUACAAGCCAUAAAGAUUGAUUCAAUGCAAUGUCAGGAGACAGACAGUCAUAUAAUCAGCAUUACCCACCAACCAGAUACUAACUAAUUCCCAUUGGAAUUGGUACGGUCAUAGACUGGACCCAUUGUGUUCAAAGAGUCCUCCCACCAGCUCUUUCUCAGUCAACAUCCAAGACGUUCUUCUACUGUGAUCUCAGAAUGAGUGAGUGAAUGUAGCUGUAAAGGGAGGAACACGUCACGUUUUUUUGCAUUGGUCCACUCUUGUUUUUUUCAGUUACAGACUGUUUACAGAAGAUACACUGAAUGAUUAGACAGGCUGUGUUUUUCCCAACAAACAAUGUGAACAAACAGAGAUAAUGCACUUACUAAUGUGCCAUUCAGGAUCGUGAGCAAAUUGCACUUGCCACGAUUAAUUAUGAAUCCAUUGUAGUGAGUGAGAAAGGGAACUGUACACAGAGCAGCAUAUAAAUCGCUAUGGCACCUUGAUUCUAAUUUUCUCCAUUCUAAAUCAAAAUAGUUUUGUGUUUGUACGAUUGUAGCAACUUUACCGUCAAUCAAGAAUUACCACAUGACAUGCUGAUCUAUUGUAGCAUUUUCAAAACCCAAUUUUGACUGACUUAUCACUUUCUAAAGCACUUCCCUUUUUUCCAACGGUAAAAACAUGUUGCUUGUUU